Drosophila biarmipes is the source of this 2765-nucleotide messenger RNA. RefSeq names its product glycerate kinase. The record is from RefSeq and is a predicted model, not a curated record. Gene Ontology annotation, biological process: protein phosphorylation. Gene Ontology annotation, molecular function: glycerate kinase activity. The coding region runs from base 129 to 1592 and encodes 487 amino acids. NCBI's taxonomy places the organism in Eukaryota, Metazoa, Arthropoda, Insecta, Diptera, Drosophilidae. Gene Ontology annotation, cellular component: cytoplasm. The transcript has 4 exons.
ACCUAAUUAAAACAAACAUUGCUGCCUCAGUGGGAUACAUUUGAUUUGAGAUACUUUUGAAUUAACAGACUCUGUUAGGUUAACAGCAUCGCUGAUUAGGAUCGCCCGUGUCCCAAGCACCUUACAUAAUGGCCAAGCGAGAGACUUGGAAGCAAAUGCGCCAGAUCUUUGCCCAGGCGGUGGACGCAGUGCAUCCCGGCAAGAUAUUCGCCGACUUCCAAAAGUUCGACUUGCGGCCCCAAGUCGGUGAGAACCCAAGGGAAAUCUCCAUAAAACUGGAUGGACAGCGGCAGGACAUCAGCGGCAAGACCUGCCACAUCGUGGGAUUCGGGAAAGCGGUCCUGGCAAUGGCCAGCAAGGUGCAUCAGGAUCUGGGAGUCUGCUCAGCCGGCGGAGUCCUCAGUGUCCCGGUGAACACUCUCAAACAGUUCCAGCAGCCCAUUGCAUCCGGUUUGACUAUCCACGAAGGAGCAGUCAACAAUCUGCCGGAUGAGGUGGCUCUUCAGGCUGCCCAGGAGAUCAAGCAGCUGGCCGAGAAUAUGACGCCCCAGGACAUACUCUUCGUCUUCAUCUCCGGCGGUGGCUCUGCACUUUUGCCCUUGCCCCGACCACCUUUGACCUUGGAGGACAAGCGCAGCAUUGCGGACAGGCUGAUGAAGCGAGGAGCCAGCAUCCAGGAGAUCAAUGCCGUGAGGAUCGCCUGCUCGGACAUCAAGGGCGGUCGCCUGGCCAGGUUUGCCGGCCAGGCAGGACUCCUGGUGACCUUUGUGCUAAGCGACAUCAUUGGAGAUCCCCUGGAGCUAAUAGCCUGCGGUCCCACCAUCCAACCCGUGGCCGGAGAAUCCCCAUCCAUCAUCCUCAAGAAGCAUCAGGUGUGGGAGGAACUCUCCCCGGAGAUACAGCAGGUGUUUGAAUCUCCGGCGGAAGCGGAUAAUCCAGUGCUGCCCGAGCACAAGGUCUUUGUGGUGGGCAGCAAUGUGAUAGCCACUUCCACAGCCGCCCAGGAGGCCGAAAAACUGGGUUACAUACCCUGUGUGCUCAGCUGUGCCGUUCAGGGAGAUGUGGCCCAAGUGGCUGGCGACUACCAGAGAUUGCUGCACGGCAUCCAGGAGGCCAAGCAGCAGGGCCCAAAGGACUCGCAGCUCAGGGAGAAGUACACCUUUGGGGAGAGGAGUUACCCAAUCUUCAGGAGAGCCCUGGAAGAACACCUAAGCAGCAAGAAGCCACUGUUCCUGAUCUGCGGCGGCGAGCCAGUCAUUAAAGUCACUGGCCAGGGAUUGGGUGGCCGGAGUCAGCACUUGGCGCUGCUAAUGUCGCAGGCUCUGCACCGCGACGAGGCCAUCAGGGACUGCACCUUCCUGAGCGCAGGAACCGAUGGCAUCGACGGGCCCACCGAUGCAGCCGGCGCCAUCGGAGACAGCAGCGUGGUAGAGUCCUAUCUGGGCGAUCACACCCUCGACGAGCUGGCCGAGACGCUGCGAAACUGCGACAGCUACAACUUCUACAAGAAUCUCGCGCAGGGUGAGCACCAUGUGCUCACCGGCCACACGGGCACCAAUGUGAUGGAUCUGCAUUUCCUGGUCGUGCUCUAGUCCGUAACGCCCCCGCCCAUUAACACAUAUAACAUGCAUGCCACAUAGAGAUGUGGGGCAGUUCGUUAAUGGAGCUGCUCUUGAACCGCAGACGGGCAAUAGUCGUUUAAAUUUGUUUUUACGAUUUUCCUCUUUAAUUUUGCUCUAUGAAAUUUUUACGACUUUUUUCAUUAACAUUUUUAAUAUGCAUUCAAAUUCAAAUAAUUUUGUGAUCUUUAUGCUCUGAGACGGUCUUCAGUGACAGCAUAAAAUGGCAAUUAGCUUUCGUCUCCGGUUAUGAAAUCAGCCUGGAAUUGUCUUGAUUGUAAUUAUGUGCCAGGCGAAAUGCCAUUCAAACGAGCGACAGAUGUGAUAAAUCAAUUUGUAUAUGCGAUCACCGCAGAGCAUAAAUAUAUAUAUAUCUGAGUAAUUUCCAUUUAAUUUCCAUUUCUUUUGUACUGCGUCUCAUAAAAAUGCGCUGCUAAUAAAUCAUCUUAAUUGUUCGAAACGCCAAAGGCAAACAGUAGCCAGCGAGCAGCGAUCAGCGAGCAACUACAACAAUAGCCAGCGAUAAUUGCAAUUAAAAAUGUAAAUUUAUUUGCUUCGCUUUAUUUUUAGAAACACUGAAAAAACUAAAACGCGACGCGCGCCCAGUUGCAAUUUAGCAAUUUUAGUAGCUAACACUUUGAGUGCAUAUUUUUCUAAUUGUGAUUGCUUUGCCUUUGCCCGCUUCUAUCAACGCUUCUUAUUGUUUACUUCGUGAGGAGCGCAAGUACUAGUUGUAGUAACUACAAUUAUUUUGCCGCGCAUAUGCCACAAUUAUUAAAUAAUCACAUUCGCCAGUCACUCUCUUGUGCUAUUUUCGCUCGAUUAGGUUUGUUAUUAACUACAUUCUGUAAUGCAUAUGCCAUUACUGAGGUGACUAAGCUCUGCUUCCUUUGAAACUAUACUAUGACAAAUCUGAGAUCUCUGUUCGCGGGGCACAAAAGCCAUUUGUCUUUCUGAGGGAUUGUCGUCAGAUAUCGAAGCUGUGAUUAGUUAGAUGGAGCAAAUAUUAGGGGAAAUUGUAGAUUUCUCAUAUACAUACAAGUACUAAAAAGGUAAAGAUAUAAACUGCAUAAUAUGAUAGUUCUUCAAAUUAUAAAUUAUAUAUUUCGUAAGGCAGUUCAAAAUACAUUCCCACAACUGAACACA